This is a messenger RNA of Daldinia vernicosa, 1272 nucleotides long. RefSeq names its product putative O-methyltransferase. Gene Ontology annotation, molecular function: O-methyltransferase activity. The record is from RefSeq and is a predicted model, not a curated record. The coding region runs from base 1 to 1272 and encodes 423 amino acids. The transcript has 6 exons. Lineage: Eukaryota; Fungi; Ascomycota; Sordariomycetes; Xylariales; Hypoxylaceae.
AUGGCGUCCUCUAGAGAAGAAUCCCUGGUUUUGAACACAGCUCGCGAGGUGCUUAAAGAGGCCGAAAAUCUGGUCCAAUAUCUCGAGAAGAAGAAUCUCCCCGAGCCAAACUUUACCUCGAGCUCGCCUGCACACCCAGCUGACAAUGAAUACGAUGACAUUCGUAUCCGCCUUACAGACGCAGCACAAGAUCUUAUACUUAUUGCAAAGGGUCCCAUGCAGUGGCUUCGUACGUUUAUGUGUUCAAUCCAUGAUCUAGGCGCGUGGCAGACAGCCCUACGGUUCAAAUACUUCUCUAUCGUGCCCCUCGACAAGCCCAUGUCGGUCAAGGACAUGGCCGUGGUAGCGAAGAUGGAUGAAGAUCGCCUUGGACGUAUUAUGAAGUUCCUAGCUUCGCAGAGAUGCUUUCAAGAAGUAGAAGAAGACGUCUACGAGCACACAGCCUUGUCUGCGUUCGUUGCGCAGAACAAGGACAUCGAGGCGAUAGUCGCUUUUCAAAUUGACGAGAUGUUCGAGGCGGCCUCUCUGACAGCUACAUCGAUCGAAAAGGCUCCGUAUACCAUUGAUGCCGACCAUAGUGCCUUCAGUCUUAGGUUCGGCAUUUCUCCUUACCAGUGGUAUACGGCGAAUCCUGAACGUGGCACACGCUUUACAUCAGCCAUGGCCGGCCUUGCUCAAAUGAACCGAGACACAGCGGAGAUAAGAGACAGCUUCCCUUGGGCGAGCCUCACUAACAAAACCGUCGUAGAUGUGGGUGGGGGUAGCGGGCAUGUAGCAAUCUAUUUGGCAACACAAUUCGCCGACCUCGAGUUCAUUGUGCAGGAUGUGAACCCCGGCAUGCUUUCCGAAGGUCCAAAGCGUCCGGAAUUCGAAUUGGUAGGGAAUCGCGUCUCCUUCAUGCAAUACGACUUCUUCGAGCCGCAGCCCAUCACCAAUGCGGGGCUGUUUUUCUUGCGGCAAAUCACGCACAACUACCCGGACGACGUCUGCGUCAGGAUCCUGAAGGCCUUCGUUCCCGCCAUGGAGAAGUGUGCGCCGGGCACGAUUCUAUUGAUCAAUGACAUGGUGUUACCACCCGCAAACGCGAAACCCAAGGUCGAAGAGCACCAUCUACGGCAGGUCGAUAUGGCUAUGAUGAACGGUUACGCCGCCAAGCAACGAUCCUUGAAGGAAUUUGCACAUUUGCUGAAGCAGGCUGACGAACGGCUUAAGAUUGUCGAUCUCCAUGGCAAGGGUGUUAUGGGGCUUGUGGAAGUUCAACUGGUUCAGUAA